This is a messenger RNA of Closterium sp. NIES-65, 1122 nucleotides long. NCBI's taxonomy places the organism in Eukaryota, Viridiplantae, Streptophyta, Zygnematophyceae, Desmidiales, Closteriaceae. The record is from the annotation of a GenBank genome assembly.
AUGGUAAAGGACGACAAUGUUGUUUCAUCCCUGCCCUCCUCCCUGCCCUCUUCUCUACCAUCCUCCAUGCUUUCCUCCCUGCCCUCCUCCCUACCAUCCUCCCUGCCCUCCUCUCUACCAUCCUCCCUGCCCUCCUCUCUACCAUCCUCCCUGCCCUCCUCUCUACCAUCCUCCCUGCCCUCCUCCCUGUCCUCCGCCCUGCCCUCAUCCCUGCCGUCCCCCUGGCCCUCCCCUCCUCCGUCGUUUUUCCCUGCCCACCUCUCAGCAUCGUCCAUGCAUGGCCCCUCCGUUCCCCCUGCUGGGUAUUUUUGCAAGGUGGCAGAUUCCACUCUCUCUGUUUUUGAUCCCACUAAUUCCACUCUCCCUGCUUUUGAUCCCACUGAUUCCACUCUCCCUGCUUUUGAUCCCACUGAUUCUACUCCACCUGCUUUUGAUCCCACUGAUUCUACUCUCCCUGUUUUUGAUCCCACUGAUUCUACUCUCCCUGCUUUUGAUCCCACUGAUUCCACUCUCCCUGCUUUUGAUCCCACUGAUUCCACUCUCCCUGCUUUCGAUCCCACUGAUUCCACUCUCCUUGCUUUUGAUCCCACUGAUUCUACUCCACCUGCUUUUGAUCCCACUGAUUCCACUCUCCCUGCUUUUGAUCCCACAGAUUCCACUCUCCCUGCUUUUAAUCCCACUGAUUCCACUCUCCCUGCUUUUGAUCGCACUGAUUCCACUCUCCCUGCUUUUGAUCCCACUGAUUCUACUCCACCUGCUUUUGAUCCCACUGAUUCUACUCUCCCUGUUUUUGAUCCCACUGAUUCUACUCUCCCUGCUUUUGAUCCCACUGAUUCCACUCUCCCUGCUUUUGAUCCCACUGAUUCCACUCUCUCUGUUUUUGAUCCCACUAAUUCCACUCUCCCUGCUUUUGAUCCCACUGAUUCCACUCUCCCUGCUUUUGAUCCCACUGAUUCUACUCCACCUGCUUUUGAUCCCACUGAUUCUACUCUCCCUGUUUUUGAUCCCACUGAUUCUACUCUCCCUGCUUUUGAUCCCACUGAUUCCACUCUCCCUGCUUUUGAUCCCACUGAUUCCACUCUCCCUGCUUUUGAUCCCACUGAUUCUACUCUCAUGCACUGA